This is a messenger RNA of Marasmius oreades (fairy-ring Marasmius), 3480 nucleotides long. RefSeq lists its product as uncharacterized. The coding region runs from base 61 to 2274 and encodes 737 amino acids. The record is from RefSeq and is a predicted model, not a curated record. Lineage: Eukaryota; Fungi; Basidiomycota; Agaricomycetes; Agaricales; Marasmiaceae. The transcript has 9 exons.
CCUGGCCACCCGUUUUUCGGUCGCUUUGCCUGUCUUCUCAUUCUCAGCUCACCAUUACUCAUGCAAGAGCAACAAAUGUCGGAAAGCUCUUCCUCUGUUCUUCCCAGCAUACAACUUGAACGCUCUGGCGGCGAAUCGUCUGCACCCGAGCCAACUUCUCAGUCUACUUCUGAUCCAGCCUUGUCUCUGCGUGCUGUAGCUCUGUCAACAUUAAAGUCGAAGAGACGGAAAGCUGCAAGUUCGACACAACCUUUUUCUAAUCUGCCUCGCCCAGUCACGAUUGACAAUUCGGUCCAGCUUGACUACGGUCAGGAUGAUGACCACGAUUAUUCUGAGGUCCGUUCAGCAAACAAAUCAGAUCCGCCAGAAGAUCUGCAAGCCCGCGAGGAAGGCGAAAUAAGUGAUUCGGAAGAAACUUCAGCUGUUCAAAAACCCGUCGAGCUCCCGCCGCCCGUAACAAUCGAUGCUCAACCCAGCAUAUCUGGCGAUGCUCAAUCACCCCGGGACAGGCUUCCUCCACUAUCAGCAUCGACGACUAUCUUCAAGACGGAGUCUCCACCACCUUCCAACUUGCUCGAUAGGAUAUCUGAUCCCCAAAUAUCGGCAUCUAUUCCUGAACACCCUCAACAACGUGGACUUUCCGAGUCAUCUCAUGCAGCAGAUGAUAUGGAUGUGGAUACUAGUGCCUUUGUCGAUGAGAACAACGUUCGGCCUGGUCUGAAAAUGAAUCAACAUCAAUACGAUACCGCCAAAGACAUAAUUCUUGAUCUCCUUGGCUGGGGUGUUCCGCCUGGUUAUCUCAUUGAUUGCGGCCUCAGUCGGGAAAUCGUCUUUUAUGUAUUCAGUGAACUGAACUUGCGUCUGCCGGACGGUUUCGACACACACGGGCUAAUUCCUUACAACACUUCCACCGUGAGGAUGUUGACCCGGGAUUCAUCCUCGCGCUCUGACUUAGGGUUUCGUUCGACUUCUGACGUUGACUCUUUCUCAAAGUCAGUCAUGUCACCCGAUGCUCACAAGCUUCACGACAUGGAGAAACAGCGUCGACAGGAGCUUCUCGCUCGCAAGGCGGUCUAUGCAUCGCGUAAAGGGAAGGCGCCGAUGACGGACUCUGCUUCCAACGGACUACACAAAGGGGAUGUAGAAUUAGCUGUUCCUACAGAGACAGUUGACGAUUUCUUGAAAACCAUCGAGUCAGGAGAUGAACCUCGCAGGAACCAUAUCUCUCAGCUGGGUCAUGAAGAUAACGAUAACAUGGAAGUUGAUUACACGACACCCGGAGACCAAUCCACACAUCAAGAUUACGUUCAUACACCCACCGAACCCCCUACUUCUGCGGACUCUAUUUCAUUUGGGCACAUCAGCGGUCGUUCAUCUAGCAGCGGGGAUGUUUCUGUAUCUAGUAACGGUCAGAAACGUGGUACCAAACGACCUGUGGCUGCUGACUUUGUGGAUUUUGAUAACGAACCCCGGUUGCGAAAUGGUCAUUCGCAUACUACAUUGAAGCGAAAGACAGGGGGAAGCUUUGCCAGCAUCAGUACAACACGGAGAUGUGUUAUUGAUCUCAGCGACGAUGAAGAAGGCGGUGCAGGUGCUCGUCCACAAGGGAAUGGGCCUGGCUACGAGUCGCCUGUGCCAGUAGCUAGUGUCAGCGAAGUUAAUGGGGGGUAUUCUACGCCUCCAGUGGGACCGUCAAGUACAUCCACACCUCGAUUGUCUCCGGGAGCGCUUGCCGAAAAGGAGAGGCAGAUUGAGGAGAUGCGACAGAUGAUUGCACAGCGCGAAAAAAGCCGAGUUGUCAAGAGUCUCAAGUUCAAGAAGAUGGCUCCUAAUGGUACACUUACACCUGAAAUUUCCGUGUCUGUCGAGCAAGGAGAGGAUGAAUCGUUAUUGGCAAAAGAGACCCCCGAAAGCUCAUUAACGAUGCAUAGAACCACUGAUCACAUGAAUACUGAACGCACGGCGAUUGAGACCAUCGGUGCAUUUGCGAACGAGCAGGAUGAUGAUGACUCUUCUGUAGCCUCAACGCCACCUCCUAUGGAUGAAUCCAACGAUACAUCAAGUACGCCGUCUCAGGCAUCCUUUGAAGCACCGGUUGCCCAAACAGGGAGUGGUCAAGCGGACAUUGUGCAAGACCCGCAGGCUGGAGAGAAAACAACAGAAAUGGUCGACGUUGAACCAAAAUUGUCUUCGUCGGCACAGGUGCGUCUCAUGAGUUCGUUUUAUUCUAUUCCUUGCGGAAGUUCUUCCGUAUUCCGCUAUCCUCGUCACUAAUUGUUCUCGUCCCAGAUGAAAACGACAACGUCUCCACACCACCCAAGGCACGACGAAAGUCAGGGCCAGUCACAAGAAAAGUUUGAAGACUGGUAUCCCCCGUAUCAAUCUAUCUUCCAUAACUACCCUCUCCUCCGCUCUUCUCCCUCAAAUUUAACUGAAGACCGGACAUUAACGAGAGCGGAUGCAAGUUCACUGAUCCCUUCUUCCAACGGCUCUACUUUUUCUAGUACACCUUUUGAUUCCACAUCCACGCUUUCCACCUCUUUAGAUAUUUCCGCCUCUUCUUCCUCCGUUCAGUCUUCUCACAUUACUAUAGUUCUACCCGUCUUGAAAGCUCUUAAAUUUGGUGCCUUCAUGCAGUCCCUCGAUCCCUCCAAACGUGUUUGCCAGUACGAGAUUCCUGGCGGUGGUGUUUGCCGGGAUGCGGGGUGCGAAGAUAACCAUCUAAGUAGGAUGGCCACAGGGGCAGUUGAUUCAAAAAAGAGUUCACAGGGGUUCUCAGUAGAACCUAGCGAUCAAGAUGCCGCCAAAUACUUGGCCAACUUUUUACCGGAAAGUUGGAGAUUGGGACAUGGCAGUAUGGUAACGUCCAAGAUUAUCGGCACUCUCGAAGAAGCUCGAGUCAAAAACCCUUCAAUGACUUUCGAUGAGCGUGUUGCGUCGGCUGUGGCUACGCUGCAGUCUCAAAUUUCGGCACUCCGGAGGUCAUAACGCCGCCCUCGUGCUCCCAUGGCUGGUAUCAAUCACGUAUCGCUGAUGACGCGACGGCCGGCGGUCUGCUUCGUGACAGUUGAGUUUCUUUGGACACGCGACGAUUCAAAAAGUGAUUUCAGCAAGAAGAAGAGGACGACGCCCCCAUCUGGCUUCUCAUUAGUUUCAGGUUCCCUGUUGCUGUGAAGCAGGAGACAGAACGACCUUGGAUUUGACGAUACCCUCGUAUAAAAAAAGAUGGAGAAUUGGAAAAGAGCGCAUAGUGGCGCCACUCUCGUUACGUUGGGCGAAGGAGCGUGUACACCUCCCAUCGUUCGAGGGCUGUGGUUUCGCUGAUUUUUUUUAGAGAUUGUCGACGCAUUUUUUAUAAUUUCAGAAUUCCUUGAUUGUUUUCGUGACAUGUGUAUCUUUUAGUUUGCAUUUCGUUCUCGUAGAACCCAACGUCGAAUCUUCAUAUUGUAUUUUGUAUCACUAAACAGAGUUGUUUUUUUC